Chanos chanos (milkfish) is the source of this 1947-nucleotide messenger RNA. Its product is annotated as zinc finger protein 436. Gene Ontology annotation, molecular function: DNA-binding transcription factor activity, RNA polymerase II-specific. The coding region runs from base 114 to 1808 and encodes 564 amino acids. NCBI's taxonomy places the organism in Eukaryota, Metazoa, Chordata, Actinopteri, Gonorynchiformes, Chanidae. The record is from RefSeq and is a predicted model, not a curated record. The transcript has 4 exons. Gene Ontology annotation, biological process: regulation of transcription by RNA polymerase II. Gene Ontology annotation, cellular component: nucleus.
UCCUCAACUGUCGAGAGUUAGGAUAUUGAUGGCCAUCAGCAAAACCUGACAGUUUUCAGUUGUUCUUGAAAGUUGGCGUAUCAGUUAACCAUAGCACUACAAUCGUCGCCAAAAUGUCCGAGGUCAUCCUCACUUUUCAGGCUCAGCUUUCUGGUGUCAUGGAAACAGUCUUCAAGGCUGCCAUGUUCGAAAUAACACGCUUGGUGGAGGACAGCUUUCUGGAGGAGGUAUCAAGGAGCAGAGAACAGGUUGAAGCCUUGAAGAAACGGCUCCAAUGGUCUGAAACCCGGCGCAAAGACCGUGAAGGAGGUCGGAUGAUGAGAUGUGCAGAGUGUGGAAAACUUUCAAACGAGGAGACAGGGUUUAGAAACUCAGGACCACAAGGCAAGCAAAAAGAACGUGGUCUCAAGCAGGAGAAGACUUCAGAGGAGAAGUGGAGAAGCUGUGGAGGCGUGACACAGGAUGCAUCCCCUGCUGAUGUGGAUGCAGAAAUCACACCCACUUCAGCUACUCAUUCUGAGCCUACAGAUGGACAAAAGAACAACUUGCACUCCAAGCUUAAAGAGGAGGCUCUCCAAAUGACCCCCGACAACAGUACUCUGACUGAAGACUGGGGCAUGGGCGGGGAAGAUGUGGAUGCAUUCAACACCUCUGCUCACACUAAGAGCCUCGGUAACCAGGACCUGCCUCGGUGCCAGGAGGACUGGGAAGGUGAAUUAGCUCAGGACACUGAACUGGAUCAUGAGAAUGAACUGGAUGACAUGUCUGGGUUUGAAUACCAGGCUCGUUACCACAUGGGAGACCUCACCAGUCUGGAGAGAACUGGUUAUGACAACCAAGAGCUCACUAUGGAGGGAAUGGAUGGCUUGGCAGACUCUUCCCAAAGACUGGGAGGAGGGUUGAAUUACGGGGUCCCGGUGGGUUCCUUCCAGACAGAUCUGGCCGUCUGUGAAGAGGGCGAUAGACGUACCCACGUGUCGGGAUCCCUUCGGAGCAGGAAGGGCGAUCUGGGAGAGCAUUUGGAGUCACCGUCGGGAUCUUUGCACGGCAACGCGGACACAAGUGACCUAAAUUGCCUGUUGAUCAACGAGGAUGGAUACCUUCAAGACACCAGCGGCCUGUACCAGGAUGGGAGAGAAAUGACAGAAAUCGGACACAAAAGGCAUUCGCUCCAUACUGGGAACGCGUCUCACGACAACCUCGAUGGCCUUCACGUCGGAGACACUUUCAGUCACGCCCUGGACCUGAACAACGGCCUGAUGGACCACAUCGGCGAUGAGAGAGAGAGACUACACACGUGCACUCAGUGCAUGAUUACUUUCCCUGACAAAGCUUCCCUCAAAUCCCACAUGCACUCCCAUCGAUCCGGCUCCGCGUCCUCUUACCACUGCAACCAGUGCGGAAAGACGUUCACGCAGGCGUGCAACCUCAAAGUGCACCAGCGCAUCCACCAGGGCGAGGGCUUGCAUCUGUGCAGCCACUGCGGUAAGGGUUUCACAUCCUUCAUGGACCUGCGAAAGCACCGAUGCAGUAAAGCGGUGGACAAGCCCUACUGCUGCACGCUCUGCGGCAACAAGUUCAGCCGCCUGUGGAACCUGAAACUGCACAGGCGUAUACACACCCAGGAAAAACCCCACUGCUGCCCCAUGUGCGACAAGAGCUUCACGCGCGCGGACAUCCUGAAGGUCCACCUGCGGACGCACACCGGCGAGAGACCUUACUGCUGCACGUUGUGUGGCCUAAGCUUCAAACGACUGGAUCACCUAAAAUCGCACCAGCGCAAACACGGCCACGAAGUGCAGAGUUGAGAAACAUGUGCCACGUGGCAUCGUUCGAUGGUGGGACAGUAAGAAAACAGCCGAGCGGCCCAGAAAGCAUAGGGCAUCGGAGAUAAUCGACGGCGUUUCCUUCGAAGACGUGUAAAACAAACAGACCCCCCCCCACCCA